Messenger RNA from [Torrubiella] hemipterigena, 3122 nucleotides. The record is from the annotation of a GenBank genome assembly. Lineage: Eukaryota; Fungi; Ascomycota; Sordariomycetes; Hypocreales; Clavicipitaceae.
AUCCACCAACAUCAAUAUACGCAACGCCCGGCUGCUGGGGAAGCUCUUCCACUGUAUUUUUGGGGACGCUUCUCACUCAUCUCUCUCGCUGCAUAAUCCCUGCAACGGACCAAUCCCAGCCCUCCGCCAACACCCCCAGCAAUCCAUCACACACAUUCCUUUUUUUGGAGCGUGCAUACGAGACGCACUGUAGAGCGCCCACCCUCGCAACGCCAACCAAGAAAAAAAGAAGAGGCCAGCGUUGUGUCAGGCUACUGUUCCAGUGGUAUUUCCAGCGCACCCACAAAGCCGCCCCAGCGUGUCUCGUCCCCCGUUUGGGUCUUCUCCACCUCGUACCUCCGUACUCCUUCUCUUCUCCCUCGCAAGCAAGCACCCCCUUCAAGGCGCGACCAGCUCCUUGUCCCGGGCAGCGCGCAACUUGGCUUUGCGCCGGCUAUGACCAGUUAUUCUACAUUUGCCAAUGACCACGCAUCGAGCGCCGCACAAAACAGAAUGUCGAGAACACGACGACGAGUCGGCAAAGACGCCGGCUUUGCUGGCCAAGCGUCCGUCAUUAGCAGUGUUGUCAACCUAUUAAAUACAAUUGUCGGCGCGGGAACUUUGACGAUGCCCGCUGUCGUGUCGCAUAUGGGAAUUAUGCUCGGUGUUAUCCUAGUUCUCUGGUCUGGCCUCACAUCAGGUUUUGGCCUUUACCUCCAAUCUCGAUGCGCACGAUACCUCGACCGCGGAACCGCGUCCUUCUUCUCCCUCUCACAGCUCACCUACCCCAACGCCUCCGUCAUCUUUGACCUGGCCAUCGCCGUCAAGUGCUUUGGCGUCGGCGUCUCCUACAUGAUCAUUAUCGGAGAUCUCAUGCCCGGCGUCAUGCUGGGUUUUAAUAAGCAUACCGACACAGUCCCCUACCUGGUCGACCGAAACUUUUGGAUUACAGCCUUCAUGCUCCUCGUCAUCCCUCUCAGCUUCCUCCGCCGUCUCGAUUCGCUUAAAUACACCAGUAUCAUCGCCCUUAUUUCUAUCGGCUAUUUGAUUAUCCUCGUCAUCUACCACUUCGCCGUUGAUCCCCAUGCCGACCCUAGCCAGAUCCGCGUUAUCGAAUGGGGCGGUGCUGUACAAACAUUGAGCACACUUCCCGUUGUCGUCUUUGCGUACACUUGCCAUCAAAAUAUGUUCUCCAUUCUCAACGAACUCAAGGACAACUCUCCCGGAAACGUGGUGUCGAUGAUUGCCAGUAGUAUUGGUAGCGCAGCAUCCAUUUACGUCCUGGUCGCCAUCACUGGCUACAUCACCUUCGGAAAUGACGUUAAAGCCAACAUCAUCAUGAUGUACCGCACAAGUGUUGGCUCCACCAUUGGCAAAGCCGCCAUUGUCAUCUUGGUCUUGUUUUCCGUCCCUCUGCAAGUUCAUCCUUGCAGAGCGUCUCUCGACGCUGUACUGAAAUGGCGACCAAAUCGAGCGACUCAAACCGGCCACAGACGCACCGUCUCACUGCCUACUCCUACGCGUGGUGAUCACGGUAGCACCGCACCCAUGUCCGACACCCGAUUCGCCGUUCUCACCACAAUCAUCCUCACCCUUGCCUACAUCACCGCUCUCUCUGUCAGCAGCUUAGACCGAGUACUUGCUUUUGUUGGUAGCACUGGCUCUACCUCAAUCAGCUUCAUCCUGCCUGGUCUAUUCUACUACAAGAUUAGCGAUCCAGAGAGUCCCCAUUCGCAGCGACUGCUCAAGGACGAUGAUGCUGACGAAGAGGAGUCUUCCGACGUUGAAGAUGCGGCACCGUUAACACAGGGUGCUGAAGCUGCCGAUAGCAGCAGCGAGCCCGUUGUUGCUCGAAACACUUGGCGCUGGCGCAGAAAGUGGCGAUGGGAUCUUGAGCACAUUGACGACGCUGUGCUACGCAAGAUGGCUCUUGGUCUUGCCAUCUACGGCAUGAUCGUCAUGGUUGUAUGCCUAUUUAUGAAUCUCUUUUUUACAGUCUCGCAUUAGAACACGGUCACGAGCACGCAGCGCCAUUACCGUUGUGGAUAUCAUGUUACUAUACCAUUUACUCUCUUCGCUGUAUGCGGAAUGCGGCACGGCUGCGAUGAGAGUGUACUUUUUGGCAUAUUGGAGUUUAUCAUUUCAACACGCGCCACCAGAGCGCGCACAACGGCUCGCCAGAGCUAUUGCGAAAGAAAGAGGUUGGAUGUUGUUCUGUCAUGUUUUUUUAAAACAAAAACGGCUUGAAUAGCUGCGUGCAUUGGUGUUUUGUAGUUACACGGAUGUUGCUCGCGAACCUGCGGGUGCCGAACACAUUAGCCUUCUUUGAAUAUAACUUGGAUAUUAUCAGACAAGCAAUGCGGUCCGCUGUAGAGGUAUCAUUGUGUGAAGGUUAAUCUGUAGAUUUUUAUUUCGUGUAGACAAAACUACACACGUGUUUAAUAUACAAAGGUCGAACAGUCGUUCUCAAUCCCAAAAAAAAACGCCAUGAUAAAUGCCCCAAUCGUAGCACAGUAAAUAUACACGCGCAAGCACACAUUAGCACCGCCUAAUUCCGCGCUUGCACAGUCCCAAUCUUUUCUUCUGCAAUCCUCAGGCUUGCCAAUUCAAUGCCAGCUGAGUCUUCAACGGACCUGAACCUUGUCGGUCUCGACCGUCGCGGUUGGUGCAGGCUCCUUGGGGCCAAAGUGCUUUUUGGGCAGAAUGCCAGCCAUUGACAGCAAUCGCCACGCUGAGUCGGUAGGUUGGGCGCCGACACCAAUCCAGUACUUUGCGCGCUGGGAGUCCAGUUUGAUAUCCUUGUGCAGACGGCCAGACUCGUCAUGGGGGUCGGACUUGGGAAUAGGGUCGUAUGUGCCAAUGACUUCGAGAGGUCGCGAGUUUCUAGCAGUACUGUGUAUCAAACAAGAGGUUAGUGGUGAUUAAUUCUGACAGCGUGAGACGAGCGAUUGGUCGUGUGUGAUGUCGAGAGUUGGCUCAAAGGGGUUUUUCUUUCUGCGCUUCACGGGGUGUCGAAUUGGUUGGAGGCUUACCGAGCUUGAGCGACGACAAUGUUGUAGAAGGGAGAGUUCUUGCGCCCGAAGCGGGCAAGGCGGAUUUUGACGACCAUGGUGAUUGAUGCUGCUGUUUCGCUGGGAAUGGUU